AACUUGGCAAAUAUCUUACUGUUUCAAGAAUUCCUCACAAAUUUUUUUUCAGUUCAGGAAAUCCUAACUAACUCAGAAGCCUGUAGCCUGUAAAGUGAUAGACUCGCUACCUUCUGGGCUUCUGGCUCCGCCUGAUAGCUGGUAGACGGUGGCAGUGGUGGCGUUCAGCAACACACAAGCCCGCGCUAUUUAUACCAACCCGGAAGCGCGCUACUCCGAGCACCUCCCCCUCCAUUCCAGUGUGCUUGCACCUUGUCAUGUAGCUGUAACUAAGAGCCAUGGAAGAUGACGCGAUCCAUUCACCCACCACGUCUUCCUCUUCCUCCGACCCCGGCUCAUGCGUCAUCAUUGGCGCGCAAGAGCUGUCCAAGAACGGCAAGCCCAGGCACAUGAGGCGCAAGAGGACCACGUCCCUGCGUGCUCCAGACAGCCGAGCAGCGGAAGCCGAAGACGGCAACGCCCGCGGCGAGGAGAUCAGCAGCAGCUGUGCCGCCGUCGAGCGCGCUGCGAGCCGCAAGGGGGGGACAGCAGGGAGGCACCCGUCGUACCGCGGCGUGCGGCGCCGGAGCUGGGGCAUGUGGGUGUCGGAGAUCCGGGAGCCGCGCAAGAAGUCGCGCAUCUGGCUCGGCACAUUCCCGACCGCGGAGAUGGCCGCGCGGGCGCACGACGUGGCCGCGCUCGCCAUCAAGGGACGCGCGGCGCACCUCAACUUCCCACACCUCGCGCACGAGCUCCCCCGCCCGGUGUCCACCUCCCCGGCUGACAUCCAGGCCGCAGCCGCCAUGGCCGCCGCCGUGGAGCAAUGCGAGACCUCCCCUGCCGCCGUGCCCGAGACGUCAUCGUCAUCGGCAGCCUGUUCGGAGGAGGCCGGGGCCGGCCAUACCGAGGAGAGCGCGCUGUUCGACUUGCCCGACCUUCUGCUGGACCUGAGGUACGGCCUCUGGUCGUCAACCCUCUCGAUGGCGACUCCAGCGGCGGCCGAAGAGUACGACGACGCGGUCGGCCUGCACGAGCCGCUUCUCUGGGCCGAUCAGUGCUGGAUGGACGCCACCGCGCCGGUGCAACCGAACUAGCCGUUCCGUUGGCACGCAGCGGCCGUCACCAAUCGGUAGUUGGCCUGCAACAGGACCAAUACCACGUGCGUUUGCUUGUUUUGCAUUGUGCAGAGAGAAAGAAACGCAUGGUCGCACGGCCGUGGGCGUUUGUGGCGUCGCUGUGAUCUCCGGAUGGCAAGUCACUUUGGGAUUUGGUGAAACAGUAGAUUGGCUAAAUGGCCAGGCAUUUGACUAGUUCAUGAUUAUAUUGAUUUCGAAAAUUAAUUUGGGAGUGACGAUACCACUACUGCUUCAUAUACACAAUAUUACUACUACAUAUAUAUACUUGAGUGCCUGUUUUCUUCAGGAUUUCUCACUCAUAUCACGCUGGCAUACGGAGUAGAGUAGCAAAUUCUGAAAGUCCUACGAAUUUAGUGUUAUAUUAUGAAGUUCCUGUCUUCUUUGAUAUCACACUCUUUUAUUGUAAUCGUCGGAAAUUUGGCGAAAAGUAAUUGUCAGAAAUGCACAAUACAUGAU
This is a messenger RNA of Phragmites australis (common reed), 1571 nucleotides long. Its product is annotated as ethylene-responsive transcription factor ERF024-like. The transcript has a single exon. Gene Ontology annotation, molecular function: DNA binding; DNA-binding transcription factor activity. The record is from RefSeq and is a predicted model, not a curated record. The coding region runs from base 279 to 1073 and encodes 264 amino acids. Gene Ontology annotation, biological process: regulation of DNA-templated transcription. Lineage: Eukaryota; Viridiplantae; Streptophyta; Magnoliopsida; Poales; Poaceae.